Closterium sp. NIES-65 is the source of this 2310-nucleotide messenger RNA. The record is from the annotation of a GenBank genome assembly. NCBI's taxonomy places the organism in Eukaryota, Viridiplantae, Streptophyta, Zygnematophyceae, Desmidiales, Closteriaceae.
AUGGCAUCGCUCGCGUCGACUGCUCUCCUGCCGCGCGCUGCCGUUAGACCGCGAUGCGCCGCGCCAUUUCCCGCCUCUCGCCUCUCCGCCGCCUCCGCUCUCGGCGCACGGACAUGCCUUCCGCCACUCCCCGCGCUCUCCGCGAAGCGACGCGCCACUUCUGUGCGCGCCGCUGCCGCUGCAGCGGCGCCUCCGGCGACCGCGGCGAUGGUAAAGGCCGGCGCGCUGACCGAUGUCGCGCAAGCCGUCUACUCGCGCGUCGUGCCGGCAGGGUUCGCGGCGGGUCUCGGGCUCACGGAGGUGUCGGUGAGUCGCGCGGGGGACGCGCUCGGGGUUGUCCUUUUCCUCCGCGAGAGCAUCGUUGGGCUGGCAACGCUCGUCGUCAUCUACUGCGCGCCGCAGAUCUGCCGCGCGCUCAACCACGUGUGGGGGACGUACGUGAUGAGCGACGAGGAGGUGACGGAGGAGGAGUUCGGUGACAGCAUGUUCGGCGCGCUCGUCCGCCCCAUGCAGUUCGCACUCGCUUCUGCCUUCCUCACGCGCCAUCUGCAUGUGCUGGUGCCGGCGCUGAGGCAGGCGGGGCAGGCGGCGCUGAUGGCGAGGGCGAGGGGCGUGGCGCUCGUGGUGGCGGCGGCGUGGUUUGCCAUCGGGUGGAAGGACCGCCUCUUGAAGCUCGUCGCUGCUCAACGCCCCGAUGACAAGCCGGUGCUGGCGAACGUGAGUGCGGUGCUGACGCUGCUGCUGCGUGUGCUGGCGGGCAUCACCAUUGCUGACAUGUUUGGCAUCAGCCUCAAGUCGCUCAUCGCCAUCGGUGGUAUCUCAGGAUUCGCGUUGGCGUUCGCAUCGGAGAAGGUCGUGACCAACUUCUUUGGCGGGCUCAUGCUCAUCCUCACACAGCCGUUCGCGCUGAGGGAGAAGAUCCGCGUGGUGGGGCUCAAGGGCAAGGUGCAGGAGAUUGGCUUCCUGCACACCACCAUUGAGGGCGAUGAUUUGUCGCCCAUCAUCAUCCCCAACUCCAUCUUCACGUCUGCUGUCAUAACGAACCUCACGCGGGCGGGGUGCAAGACAUUGGAGGCAGCGUUCGUGCUGCGGCACGAGGACGUGCCUCGCGUGAAGGCCAUCACUCACGCACUCACGGCAUACUUGCAACAGCACCCAAGGGUGGACAAAAGCAAGGGCCCCGCCAUGGGGUACUUGAAGCAGCUCACCGGGUCGGGGCUGCAGAUUGGCGUUGUGGCUUCCAUUAAAGACCAACACUGCCAUCAUCCGCAGCAGCACCCCCGCGUGGACCGCUCAAAGGGCCCCGCCAUGGGGUACCUGAAGCAGCUCACCGGAUCGGGGCUGCAGAUUGGUGUCGUGGCGUCCAUUAAAGACAUGGUGGGCGGUGGGAUGGUUAGCGGGUGGUUGCACGGGAUAGAGGGUGCAUGGCAGGACCCGCGCGUCAGCAAGGACCCCGCCAUGGGGUACUUAAAGCAGCUCACCGGGUCGGGGCUGCAGAUUGGUGUCGUGGCGUCUAUCAAAGACAUGGUGGGUGGAGGGCGAGGGGUAAUGGGUGGGUGCAUGAUCGGUUUCGUGGUGGGUGGUGGGGAGAGGAUGGGGGUGCAAGGGGGGGUGGAUGGGGAUGCAUGGGGAGGGGAUGGGGGGGCGCAUGGGGGGAAGGAUGGGGGGGCGCAUGGGGGGAAGGAUGGGGGGGCGCAUGGGGGGAAGGAUGGGGGGGCGCAUAGGGGGAAGGAUGGGGGGGGGGGGUUGCAUUGGGGGGCCAUGGGGUACCUGAAGCAGCGCACGGGGCCGGGGCUGCAGAUUGGUGUUGUGGCGUCCAUGAACGACAUGAGCAAGGGCAAGUUCCUGCCAGUGCAACAGGAGAUACUGGAGAAGAGCGUGGAGAUCAUUCUAGCGGAGGGGGCUGCCAUCAUGAGCCACUCCCGCCACCUCCUUUCACUCCCUCGUGCCCGCACGCCCACUCCUAUCUCACUCCACCCCACACUCCCCCUCCAUCGCCAUGCAGAGCAAGGGCAAGUUCCUGCCAGUGCAGCAGGAGAUACUGGAGAAGAGCGUGGAGAUCAUUCUAGAGGAGGGGGCACUGCUGGGCGAGAGCGCUCCCUAUGUGCCCUCCGCCUCCAAUGGCUCCACUGCCUCUACCUAUGCCGCGCGCAAGAACCUUCUGUGGCAACGCCGCCGCCGCAGCGCCGCACUCCAGUAGACACCACGGCGCUGGGGGCAUGGCACAGCGCUGGGGGCAUGGCACAGCGCUGGGGGCAUGGCACAGCGCUGGGGGCAUGGCACAGCGCUGGGGACAUGGCACAGCAGUGA